AUGAAAAAAGAACAGGUAGUAAAGAGUAAAACACUUGCAAACACAAGGAAUGAAGCGAUUAAGUCAUUCCUUACAACAAAGCCAUCCUAUCUUACUCUGCAGCCUAUUCAUGUUUUAAUUCUGUCUGUGUGCUUUAUUAUAAAUAUAAUGCUGCUCCACAUAAUUGGUAGAUUUGGGUCUUCAGUGAUUUUACAGACUGUAAUUAGUGUGGCAGCCUUAACUGCUGCAUUGGUGCUUGGAUAUUUAAUACAAAGAUAG
Messenger RNA from Nematocida ausubeli, 258 nucleotides. RefSeq lists its product as uncharacterized. The transcript has a single exon. NCBI's taxonomy places the organism in Eukaryota, Fungi, Microsporidia. The record is from RefSeq and is a predicted model, not a curated record. The coding region runs from base 1 to 258 and encodes 85 amino acids.